Molecule: messenger RNA, 429 nt
Organism: Zymoseptoria tritici IPO323
Lineage: Eukaryota; Fungi; Ascomycota; Dothideomycetes; Mycosphaerellales; Mycosphaerellaceae
Exons: 2
Coding region: 1-429 (142 amino acids)
Biological process (GO): DNA-templated transcription
Cellular component (GO): RNA polymerase II, core complex; RNA polymerase I complex; RNA polymerase III complex
Molecular function (GO): DNA-directed RNA polymerase activity
Source: RefSeq, a predicted model, not a curated record
AUGUCCGACGCACAGCUCUACGAAGAGGCCUUCAACGUCAACACCCUCCUCGACCAAGCCUACGACCGCGUCCAUCGAGUCAUCGGCACAAGCCAGGACUCGUCCACAUCCUACACGCUCGACAUCAAUUGCGAACUCUACCCACUCGUCGCAGGAGAGACAUUCUCCAUGCUGCUGGCUUCGACGUUGAACUUGGAUGGUACGAAAGACGAGGGUCAGGGAUGGAGAGGGAAGUCGACGGGCUCGACACUGGCGGAUUUGUGGGAUUAUGUCUGCUAUGGGAAAGUGUACAAGGUGGAAGAUCCGGAGGAUGGGGAUAACAUCAAGGUUUACAUCUCCUUUGGCGGACUUCUUCUAAGCCUGAACGGUCCUUACAAGAAGCUUUCACCUUUGAAGAUCGAGUACGUCUACAUGCUGCUCAAGAAGUAG